AUGCGUUCGUUGAACCUCGGUACAAAGCACGCCCACUGCAGCUCCUGGAGCGAUUACAGCGAUUUGUACGAACGGUCGAUCAAGGACCCGGUCGGUUUCUGGUCAGAGUUGGCACAACAGCUGUACCUGGAGAAGCCAUGGGAUGAGGGUCGCUUCCUGGAAUACAACUUCGACAUCCGCAAAGGUCCGGUGUUCGUGCGUUGGAUGAGCGGUGCUUUGUCCAACGUCUGCUACAACGUUUUGGACCGACACGUGAAAAACGGUUACGGUGACAAGGUGGCUUUCUACUGGGAAGGAAAUGACCCGAAUGAUUCACAGCAAAGGACGUAUCAAGAAUUGUUGGAUGACGUAUGCCGAUUCGCCAACGUUCUGAAAAGCAAAAAUGUGAAGAAAGGUGAUCGAGUUGCGAUCUACCUGCCCGUAAUUCUGCAACUUCCCGUGGUGAUGCUCGCCUGUGCUCGUCUGGACGCAAAUGCGGAAGUCCUGGUAACAGCGGACGGUGCUUGGCGCGGCUCCAAACUCAUAAACUUGAAAAAAAUCGCUGACCAUGCGUUAGUGAUUUGUCGUAAACAGUACGUUUAAUU
Soboliphyme baturini is the source of this 584-nucleotide messenger RNA. The record is from the annotation of a GenBank genome assembly. Lineage: Eukaryota; Metazoa; Nematoda; Enoplea; Dioctophymatida; Soboliphymatidae.